CCCCUGUAAAUUAGUCACUACAUUAGUUGUAGAAGUAUCUGUUGAGCCCCCACGCAAAGUCUUUGUAUGGCAUAUACACCUUUAAUUUUCAGAGCAAGGUGUCAGCUGUCACAGCAAUUACAUUACAGAGCAUAUUGCUGGCAGUUACUUAUUGGCAUAUACAGUUGGAAAAUGAAAGUAAACAAUUCCUGCAACAAAUUCCACUCGAAGCGGGAGCAAGGUACAACAUCUAAAACAUGAAUCUCACAAUCUGCUAGGAAGAUUAUUAACUGAAGACGCUAUAAGAACAUAAAAUGCAUGAUAUCUGACCAACAGUGCAAUCCUAUACAUGACUUAUUCCCAUGCAAGCAAGUCCUUGGAGUCAAGAACACAUUCCAUCCAGGCAAGCACUCUCAAAGAAGGAGCAAAGCAAGACCAGUACAGCCCUGUUUUUCUGAUCUCCUGACCCAUGUGUUCCUCAUCAAUGACUGUUUGCAUCUUAAUCGUUCUACAGGUCUCCCACGUGCUAGUAAUUGCAGCUCAGUUUGCAAUCAUUCCACCUCCAAAGCCUGUAAUUGGUUUCCUUGGAAAGGAAGUAAUCCUGCCAUGUCAGCUAGAAUCUUCAAGAAUAUCAGAAGACAUCCACAUCAGCGUCCAGUGGAUCUUUGUUAACUCCUCAAAAACAAUUGAUGUGAAGUCCUAUGAUAAUCGAAAUGGGAUGGAAACGCAGGAUAACAGAUACCGGGGUCGAACAGAGCUAUCUCAUACUGAGCUUAAUAAAGGGAACAUGUCUCUGGUUCUGAAGAACAGCCAGAUCUCUGACCAAGGAAAAUACAUUUGUAUGAUCCAUCUUGGAGACUGGUUUGAUAAGGUGGUCACUGAGUUGGUUUUGGCAGCAAAAGGAACAGAGCCCACCAUUGCCUUGGUGAAUUAUAAUGGCCAGGGGAUUGACCUUACCUGUAGCUCCAAAGGUUGGUAUCCAAAGCCCCAGGCUCUCUGGCUGGACAGUAAUGGCAAAAUCCAAAGGGAAGAGUCAGACACUACAAAUGCAGAGACCACAGCAGGGAACUUCAGUGUUUCCAGUUCCAUUACGAAAGAACCAGGAGUCGACAGUGAAGUCUCUUGCAAAAUCAUCAGCCCAAUGCUACAAAUGGAGAGUGAAUCCAGAAUCCUGAUCUCUGAUCCCUUUUAUCCUGCCACUCCGCCUUGGCUAGCACCCUACAUAGUCAUUCUCCUCCUUUUCAUCUGUCUUGUUGCUGCUGUGACGUAUACACUGGGACAGAGUUAUUUGAAGGUAUCGCGAUAUGAAAAGCAGAAGACUGAAACAAAAAAUGACCAAGAUCAUCUAAUCCAAGCAAUAGAAACCGAGAAAUGCACAGGAAAAGGAAUGGUUGCUGAACAAAAGAAACGUUCUGAUCAACUCGGAUAUGAGCUGGAGGUCAGAAGAGCUCAGAGUCAUGCAGUUGCCAUCACUUUGGAUUCAGAUUAUAAACAUCCAGAUGUCAUCAUCAGUGAGAAUAAAAAGAGUGCCAGCCUUAAAACUCUCAUUCCGGGGCAAGCAGGAACUGUUGUGGGGGGUCGGAUUGUUGUGGGGAAAGAGGGUUAUACUGCCGGGAAGCACUACUGGGAGGUAAAGGUUGGAGACAGGUUGAACUGGGAGCUGGGGGUCCUGACUCAGGCUGAAAGGGACAAGGCCAGACAGGAGAGGUUUGUUAAGCCCCUUAGGGAAGGAUGCUGGGCCCUGAGACAUGUCAGAGGAGAGUUAUUUUCUAGUCAAGAUGAGAAAAAGGUUGAAAAGAUGCGGGAUGUGACUUAUUCAGUAAUUGGCUUGUUACUGGAUCAAGAAGCAAAUGAUUAUAAAAUCUCAUUUUAUAAUGCCGGACACCCAUUCCUUAUAGUCUGUAUCCCUAUUGAAUCAACUGAGAAAUUACACCCAUUUUUAAGUUUUGGCAAGCCUUCAGAAGACAAAGAUCAGAUUCCCAACCCCCUUUAAGAAUUUCCAACAGAAAGAACUGUUCGCCAGGAAGAAAAGUUGACAUGAAACUCCCAGACGUCACAAAAAGGGUAAAAUAAGGGGGAUAGUACUGGACAUACCAGCAAAGCUUAACUGUUGUGGAUAGUUUGAUUUGUUUUCCCUAUUUUUAAAUGCUUCCUAUGGAUACACAUUUAUUUACGGCAUGAAUUCAAUCCCCAUAGGAAUCCAAUGCUGCCCCUCAACCAGGCAUUCUGUUCUAGAAUCCCUUCUCUCACACACACAGCUUUCCUGGCCAAUGGUAGCACCAGAGGAUAGACUGUGCCAUUACUCUGUAUUUUCUUUUAUUGUUGUGGCAUGAGCCUCUAACCGUCAUAUUUGUAUUAUGCUAUACUUUCAAAUAAAAGUUAACUAAAAACUGAA
Messenger RNA from Rhineura floridana, 2374 nucleotides. RefSeq names its product butyrophilin subfamily 3 member A2-like. Gene Ontology annotation, molecular function: protein binding. The transcript has 15 exons. NCBI's taxonomy places the organism in Eukaryota, Metazoa, Chordata, Lepidosauria, Squamata, Rhineuridae. Bases 449 to 1972 code for a protein of 507 amino acids. The record is from RefSeq and is a predicted model, not a curated record.